UUAUCAUCAAAUACAAAUACUGCAUGAUCUCUGAGAUAUUUGAUCUCUGAGAUAUUUCAUAUUUUAGCUUCAAGUGUAGGAGUCUAGCUGGGCUAAUUUGUAAAGAAGCUUCCUGGAACAAUUUGAAGUGCAAAAAGGGAAGAAGUAGAAAAUGAGGAAGAAGAAGAGGAAGAGUCAGAGCAGAGAAACUCAGCCGAGAACACCGGAGAGAAGAGAGCAGCGGAUAAAUGGCAACAAGAGAGACGGUCUGUCGACAUCAUCGAAUCAGGAUGUUUGUUCUUAUCUGGGGGAUUCUGCUCUCAUCAGGUGCAUCAGUUUGGGGAGAAAGACACUGUCAAACAGGAAACUUCUGUAUCACUCUUAGUGAAGCAGAUAUAACAGCAGAGGCUGGACUCUGUGUCGUGAUACCGUGUUCCUUUACUACUGAUAAGAGCUUCACACCCCAACAUAUAGUUUGGUACAAUAAAUGUGAAUCAUCUACAAAAUGUAUUGAUGCUAACAUUAUAUUCAAUACCAACAAGUUAAACACCGAGGUUCAGUCUUUGUUCAAAGGACGGGUUUCAUUGUUGGAGCCUGAUGUGAGUCAGAGGAACUGCAGCAUCAUCAUCAACGACCUCACCGAGUCAGACUCUGGAGGGUAUCAGCUCAGAGUUAUUCAGGGUGAAACCAAGGGAUUCACAUUCACUAGAAAAACUACUGUGACUGUUAAAGGUCUGACCCAGAAGCCCUCAGUGAUGAUUCCUCCUCUGACAGAGGGGCAGCCGACCACACUGACCUGCACUGCUCCUGGUCUCUGUUCUGGAUCUGAUCCUAAAUUCACCUGGACAUGGAGAGGAGCAGGAGAGAAGGACUCUCAGAUCACAGGAAACAUCACUGCUCUCAAGACUGAGGAUCUGACUGCUGUCACACAGAGACACAGCUCCACUUUGACCUUUAACCCUUCAGCUGAACACCACAACAACAAUGUUACCUGUGAGGUCAGCUUCAAAAACAACAUCACUGCAGAGGAGACUGUGACUCUUAAUGUGACCUAUUUGAAGAAACUUGUGAUCACUGGAGUAACUACUGUGAAAGAUGGUGAUGAUUUGAAUCUGACCUGCAGCGUUGAAAGUUUCCCUCCAUCUGUUAUCACAUGGACUAAACAUGGUUCCAUCAGAAACCUGACAAAAGAAACCAAAAUCAUCCUGGAUAACAACACUGGAACAGCCACUCUUACCAUCCGUAAUGUGACAGUAGAUUAUUCUGGACUGUACGUCUGUAAGGCAAAACUCCAGAUCCCUACUCUGAGCACACAUGCUGAAGUAAAUGUGACAUUUCUUCCAAGGAUCUUCAGUACCUCUGGAUGUGUGGUUCAGUCCGAGGUUCUGACGUGUGUGUGUAUCAGUGAGGGGUUUCCUUUACCCACCAUCAAAUGGCCGCUGUUAGACGCUCACACUGAAUACUCUGUCACUACCAAUUUCUCAAACCAUGCAGUCAACCUCAGCAUUACUGUAACUUUAAAAGAUCGCAACUACACCACUGUCGAGUGCAUCAGCAGCAAUGACAUUGGGGAAGUAAAAGAAAACCUCAAUGUUACGAGAAAAGUGUUAAAACAGUAUGCAGAUCAACAUGGACCAUGUGAAGUGCUACUCUGGAUUGGCGUUGCUGCUGUAUCUCUUAUUGUAAAUGUAAUCUGCAUAAUCCUCAUGAUGUUCCUCUGGCACUCAAGAAAAAAGGUGAAACCAAACCAAGAGGACAGAACUUACAUGUCAAUCAAGAAAACAGAGGUGUCAUCAGAUUAUGAUGUGAUCGCCCAGCCUCUGAACUAACAACGACAAACGUCAACUGAGUGCAGUAGGAGAUGAUUCUGCAACACUGACAGAUUUCCUAAAUCAUACUUUCAUCGUGUAAAAGAUUCUUGGAUUAUGACAUUUCUCAGUUAACUGCAACUUAUUUUAUUAUUAUUUUUAUACCUUACAUUUCAUGAAGCUUUACUUACCCAGGGGAAGAUCGUGAAGCGUGCAUAUUCAGUGUAAUCACAGUCUAUUGUAGCUUGUGCUUCGCAGAUUCAUUAAUCUCUGGAGAUCUGAAAAUGUUGAAAUUGAUAUAAUGUUUUUUUAAUUAAAAUGUUCAUUUUUAAUUGCAUUUGUAUCGUUAUCAAUCUGUAAUAUUUUCUGUCAGGUAUACGUAAAAAGGAAGAAAUUAUCAUGAUAAUCAUAGCCAUUUCAUUAAAUAGAUUCAUAAACAUUCAUCAUGGAAGAACUACAAAUAUUUGUCCCAAAGAAUAUAACCUCGCCAGUCAGACUGAACAUUUGUUACCACUCCAUUGUCAUCAAAAAUAACAGAUGUUGGUUGAAGGUUUCCCUUUGUAGCGUGAACAUUACUUAUUCCCUUCACACUUCUCGUGAGAGGAUGUCAUUUGUCUUUUGGAAUGACUUUCAGAUAGCUUUACUGAAAUACACUUUGGAACAAAACUUGUUGAAGCUCCUUCAUUAUUUUUGUAUGAAUGUCUGAAUGCAUUAGAUAAAAGCAUACAUCAAUAAUAGCUACACAAUAAAACAUAUACUACUUAAAAUUCACAGCCCUAAAUAAAUACAUAACCUACAUGGAAGCUAAA
Messenger RNA from Gymnodraco acuticeps, 2596 nucleotides. RefSeq names its product sialic acid-binding Ig-like lectin 14. The transcript has 8 exons. NCBI's taxonomy places the organism in Eukaryota, Metazoa, Chordata, Actinopteri, Perciformes, Bathydraconidae. The coding region runs from base 228 to 1808 and encodes 526 amino acids. The record is from RefSeq and is a predicted model, not a curated record.